AUGGCCGCCCCGAAAGCCCGCCGCAACACCACCAUCUUCGCCGGUCUUCUGUACCUGGUGUCCUUGCCGUUUCUGCUCCUCGUCUUGCUGGGAAACACGCACAACACAGCCGUCCUGCGGGACCUGUACUUUUUCCGGCUCAACGUUGCCCAAAUCAUCCCCAUCGCCGUCUCAAACGCCAACCUGCUCAACUCGGUAGCUCGGAGCCUGGGCCUCCACGACUUUUAUCAGUUUGGCCUGUGGAAUUUCUGCGAGGGCUACCUGGACACCGGCAUCACGUACUGCUCUCCUCCGCACACCUUCUACUGGUUCAACCCCGUGGAAAUCCUGGUGAGCGAGCUUCUGGCCGGCGCCAAGAUUGCGCUUCCUGCCCAGGUCCUCACCGUCCUGAAGCUGCUCGAGAUUGGCUCCAAGGUCAUGUACGCCUUCUUCAUGGCCGGCACUGUCCUCGGUUUCGUUGCCCUCCUGGCCACGCCGCUGGUAUUGCGCGCCCGUUGGUUCAGCCUGCUCGUCUCUCUGCUGGGCGGGCUCUGCGGACUGCUCCUCACCGUGGCCGCCAUCAUCGCCACCCUCAUCAGUGUCGCGGCCAAGGUCGCCCUCACGGCCCAGGACCAGCUCAACAUCGGGGCCAGCAUUGGGGUCAAGAUGUUUGCCUUUAUGUGGAUCGGCGCGCUGGCCACCGACUCGGCGUUUCUGUUGCAUGCCGCCAUGGGCUGCUGCUGCAAGCCAGACCGUGCUGCAGUCACUGCCUCGACGUCGGGCACUAGCCCCAAGAAGACCAAUUCAGAAUUGCCUAGUUUUUUGAGACGACGCAAGCCGUCACCCCCUGAACAAAGCAGCAACAACACGUGA
Messenger RNA from Ustilaginoidea virens, 852 nucleotides. RefSeq lists its product as uncharacterized. Bases 1 to 852 code for a protein of 283 amino acids. Gene Ontology annotation, biological process: fungal-type cell wall organization. NCBI's taxonomy places the organism in Eukaryota, Fungi, Ascomycota, Sordariomycetes, Hypocreales, Clavicipitaceae. Gene Ontology annotation, cellular component: cell cortex of cell tip; plasma membrane. The transcript has 2 exons. The record is from RefSeq and is a predicted model, not a curated record.